GUGUGUACAGAAAUUGUGAAUGGGGAGCAACAUUGUGAACAGAGUUUUUAUAUCUCAGAAAAAUUAAAAAUUUAAAUUAGCGCAACUUAAGCACAUUUCAUUGCUUGCUACUGUAUAAGCAAGCUUUAUUAAGACUAUCACAAAGCUAAUAUAGUAUACACAAUGAGCUCAACACGACCGUUCUGUUUUGUAUGUGGUAAAAUUAAGUCUGUUGGCGUCUUUCAGCUCAUUGAAGGCUGCAUUGUACCUGGUACAUUCAAGCCCAUCAAAGAUAUACUCAAGUAUUUUGAGAAAGUCAUCAAUCAACGCUUGGAUUUGACACCCACAUCAGCCGCUUGCCGGGAUUGCCUGGAAUAUCUUUUUAACUACGAUCGCCUUGUACGCAAUCUUAGCCAGGUGCAGCGUCAAAUUGCCAACUCACUGCUGAGUUGUCGCAAAAAGAAGCCGUUUGCCCUGGCGGCCAAAAAAGAUGUGGUCACAAAAGCCAAGGAUGUGAAAUCAAGGCUUGCGGCGGAAGAAAAGCCGCCCAAACCGGAGCCACCGGAAGAUCAAUAUUCUUCGGCAUUUGGCGAAGACCAGCAACAGCAAGAUGAUUACGCAUUCAGUGAUCUUAACAGCGAGGAUAGCACCGAGUCAUCGGAGGAAGAGGCAAAUCUGGAUAUUCCCUGUCACAUCUGCGGUGAGCUGUUCUCCAAUCAAGAUUGCUUGGAGAAGCACAUCAAGUCGGACAAUUGCCAAAAGAAUGAAUAUGCCACCUGCAACAUCUGCGGACUCAAGGUCAAGGAUGAGGAAGUCCUUGACCUGCACAUGAAUCUGCACGAGGGCAAGACUGAGUUGGAGUGUCGUUACUGCUCCAAAAAGUUCUCGCACAAACGCAACGUGUUGCGUCACAUGGAAGUGCAUUGGGACAAAAAGAAAUAUCAGUGCGAAAAGUGUGGAGAACGUUUCUCGCUAUCCUGGCUGAUGUACAAUCAUCUGAUGCGACACGAUGCCGAGGAGCAUGCCCUAAUCUGUGAGGUCUGUCAUCAGCAGUUCAAAACGAAACGCACCUACAAACAUCAUCUGCGAACCCAUCAAACGGAUCGACCUCGCUACCAAUGCCCCGAUUGUGAGAAGUCCUUUGUGGACAAAUAUACGUUAAAGGUGCACAAGCGUGUGCAUUUACCUGUUGAGGCAUCACAAGCCACAUAAGAAAAGUAUUUUCGUUGCUCAUAAAGUCUUGAAAGUCAUUCAAACUCUCAUUUUUAUAUGUAUUUUGUCAGGGACCGUAAGUUAUCAUUAGUUAUUAGUUGGUUAAAUCAAAAAAUUCAAUAGAAUUGAGUUAGAAAAACGACAAAAGUUUAGAUAGGUUUCAUUUUUAAUCAAUCAUACGGAUUUUUUCAAAGAUACAAUAUUAGUUUAGUGAAUUUUCAAAGCCAAUUAAUGGUUCAGUUUUAUUCUAUUCGGUAAAAAACGCACAUUUCAUUU
Drosophila sulfurigaster albostrigata is the source of this 1467-nucleotide messenger RNA. Its product is annotated as serendipity locus protein beta. The record is from RefSeq and is a predicted model, not a curated record. The transcript has 2 exons. NCBI's taxonomy places the organism in Eukaryota, Metazoa, Arthropoda, Insecta, Diptera, Drosophilidae. Bases 163 to 1191 code for a protein of 342 amino acids. Gene Ontology annotation, molecular function: DNA-binding transcription factor activity; RNA polymerase II cis-regulatory region sequence-specific DNA binding. Gene Ontology annotation, biological process: regulation of transcription by RNA polymerase II.